Molecule: messenger RNA, 417 nt
Organism: Gastrolobium bilobum
Lineage: Eukaryota; Viridiplantae; Streptophyta; Magnoliopsida; Fabales; Fabaceae
Exons: 2
Coding region: 1-417 (138 amino acids)
Source: RefSeq, a predicted model, not a curated record
AUGCUUUAUGCAAAGUCUUCGAAAUGUGAGUUUUGGCUCAAGUCUGUGAUGUUCCUUUUGCAUGUGAUUUCUGCAGAAGGAGUUGCUGUGGACCCCAACAAGAUCGAGGCAGUGAUGGAUUGGGCGAGACCCAAAACUGUUUCUGAAGUUAGGAGUUUCUUGGGUUUGGCCGGGUACUACACGAGGUUCAUUGAGGGAUUCUCCAAGAUGGUCUUGUCGUUGACUCUCCUUACUCGGAAGGAGACUCCAUUUGUGUGGACUCACGAAUGUGAGGAGUGUUUCCAGGAGUUGAAGGAGAGAUUGACAACAGCACUUGUGUUGAUCCUUCCUGAUCCUGCGGAGCAGUUUGAGUUGUACGGUGAUGCCUCUGAUUUGGAGGCAUUAUCUUUAUGGUAUGAAGUUCGCUGUGUUCAGUGA